Arabis nemorensis is the source of this 585-nucleotide messenger RNA. NCBI's taxonomy places the organism in Eukaryota, Viridiplantae, Streptophyta, Magnoliopsida, Brassicales, Brassicaceae. The record is from the annotation of a GenBank genome assembly.
AUGUCGCGUUUUCGAGCUUACAGAGACGAUACGGCUGCGUUUUCGGCCGGAGAUUUGGAGCUUAACGGUGGUUUAGGGAUUGCUCUUUUGAGUGUUACGGCUUCUGCUAAAGUAAAGAUUAGUCCUUUCGUUGCGACGUUAUCUGCGAAUCCGACGUUUGUUUCUGCUGUGUUCGCGUGGCUAUUUGCUCAAUCGAGUAAAAUGGUUAUCAAUUUCUUCAUUGAGAAGAAAUGGGAUUUUCGUUUGUUGUAUGCUUCUGGUGGUAUGCCUUCUUCACACUCGGCUUUGUGUAUGGCUUUGACGACUUCUGUUGCGCUUUGUCAUGGAGUUGCGGAUUCGUUGUUUCCUGUUUGUUUAGGGUUUAGUUUGAUUGUGAUGUAUGAUGCAAUUGGUGUUAGACGACAUGCCGGUAUGCAAGCUGAGGUUCUGAACUUGAUCAUAAGGGACUUGUUCGAAGGACAUCCCAUAAGUCAAAGAAAGCUGAAAGAAUUGCUCGGUCACACUCCUUCGCAGGUUCUUGCUGGAGCAUUAGUUGGUAUUGUGAUUGCUUGUUUUUGUUGCCAAGGCUAUCUUGUCUCAGCCUAA